AAAAAACUUAGUUCGAUUUGAGUGUUUUGGUUGGGGUGUUUGCCAAAAUAAUUCCUAACUUGCUCAGUAAUCAUUAAGUACAUUGUUCGCUCUGCACUUUGAGAUGAUUUUCUCUAGGGAGUACUCCUCCUCCAAGGCGGGAUGAGCGUUUGACGCGACAGUGACAUUCUGUCAUUCUCGUACUGUCUCAAAAGACGAAUUCGAAGCAUGCCAAAACAAAUCAAAUGCACACACUCAGCACACAUGAAAGACCUAAGCCGAGUUCAGACAAUGCCUAGAGACACAGCGAUCCUUUGUUCAAGGUGAAACACAUGACUGGUCAGCGCCAAAACAAACUUUUGAAUUCGUCUAACGGUCUAUACGAGAGUAGUGUCUGACUGUGUGUCGAGUGUCACUGUAAGUGAGUGCGAGUGUUACUGUAUGGAGGCCUUGGCCGAGGCCCUAUACAAAGUAAUGAUAGGUAAAGUGCAGCUCUAGUGAACUCGCACAAGGGUUGACAUGGUGGGGAGACCAACCAAACCCCCGUCCUUCUGGUAUGUUUCAUUCUUGAUCGCUUUGUGACAAGACAGACAUCAUAGGACGAUGAUGCCAUCUAGUUGAUUGUAAGUUCCACAUUUUGGGGCAAGAAACUUAGGAAGUCUAAUGAUUGAAGCCGAUUAAAGGUUUGCCUUUCACUAGAUACAUCUGUCUAGCAUGUCUAGGGAGCAGUGACCAACUCGGGAUGUUGAGAUUAAAUGUGAAGUUCAACGCAAGCACCACCUCUUUGUCAGUGAAUGAGGGAGAGGAUAUUCCAGCGAUCAAAAAGAAGAUCAGCGAAAAGAUUAGUUGUCUGGAUGAUGAGGAGAUCUGUAUCAUCUUUGCUGGAAAAGAACUUGGAGAACAUGCAUCACUUCAGGCUUACUGUGUCCAAGAGAACAGUGUGUUGCAUGUCGUCAAGAGAAAGUCUAAUAGUGUACUAAAAAACCCCAGUGAACUAUCAUAUGGAGCUGCAGCAAUGCCAGCAGCAAAUAGUGACCUGAGGAUUCCAGCAGGUCAUGGUAAAAAUCAGUAUUUUGUAUUCUGUAAGUCUUCCUGUAAGACGAUCAAGGGAGGGAGACUUCGUGUAAGAUGUGCCUCCUGCAAGCAAGGGGCAUUUACUCUCAAUCGGGAGCCAUCCUGUUGGCAUGAUGUCCUUACUCCUGGUGCUAUCUCUGGUGAUUGCCUCCUGGAAAACUGUGAUGGGAACAAGGCUGAAUUUUACUUCAAAUGCUCUGGCCAUGUGUCGGAGGACACAGAGGAGACAGCUUUGGUUCUGCACCUGAUCAAGCCAAAUAUAAUGGAUGUCCCUUGUAUCACUUGUAUGGAUACAGUAAGUCCUGUCCUGGUCUUCCCCUGUGAAAGUGGUCACAGUAUGUGCCUGGACUGCUUUGCUACCUACUGCAUCACAAAGCUUAACGAAAGAGCUUUUAUACAUAGUGAGGAGUUGGGAUAUACUUUACUAUGUCCAGCUGGAUGUGAUAAGUCUCUGAUAAAAGAGAUUCACCACUUCCGCAUUCUUGGAGCAGACGACUAUGACCGUUACCAGAGAUUUGGGACAGAGGAGUGUCUCCUGAAGAUGGGUGGGGUGCUGUGUCCCAGGCCUGGGUGUGGGCAAGGGCUGCUACAUGAGGAGGGCCAGAGACGAAUUGAAUGUGAAAGUGAAGGUCUACGAGGUUGUGGUUUUGUGUUCUGUCGGCACUGUCUCGAAGCAUAUCACGAAGGGAGCUGCCAGUCGAGGAUUGAAGCUGCUAGUUCUUUAAUGAAUGAGUUUCGAGUUGAUCCUGAGCAUGCAGUGAGAGCACAGUGGGAGGCCGCCAGCCAACACACAAUACAUGACACAACUCGUCCUUGUCCGAAUACUGCCUGUAAAGUAAGAGUGGAGAAAAGUGGUGGCUGUAUGCACAUGGUAUGUCCACGGUGCAAGUUUGACUGGUGUUGGCUUUGUCAGACGGAAUGGAAUCUAGACUGCCAAGGAGAACAUUGGUUUGGCUGAGAGAUGGUGCAAAGUCAAUGCCAGAGUAGACCCAGCCAACACUACAGGGUGUCCCAGAAAAAACCUAAUCCUGAAGUAAUGGGAUAAUAUGACCAAG
This is a messenger RNA of Lineus longissimus, 2108 nucleotides long. Its product is annotated as E3 ubiquitin-protein ligase parkin-like. Gene Ontology annotation, molecular function: zinc ion binding; ubiquitin conjugating enzyme binding; ubiquitin protein ligase activity. The record is from RefSeq and is a predicted model, not a curated record. The coding region runs from base 722 to 2011 and encodes 429 amino acids. Gene Ontology annotation, cellular component: mitochondrion; endoplasmic reticulum; ubiquitin ligase complex. The transcript is spliced from 9 exons. NCBI's taxonomy places the organism in Eukaryota, Metazoa, Nemertea, Pilidiophora, Heteronemertea, Lineidae. Gene Ontology annotation, biological process: protein polyubiquitination; ubiquitin-dependent protein catabolic process; negative regulation of protein phosphorylation.